AUGCAAAAUUAGAUCGCGCGGUCAUUUCUCACCCCUUGAAACUACAGUGGUUUCGUCCAGACAAAAUAAGUUUGGUAGGAGACGAAGUAAGGUAGCCUAUAUACUGGACUGUUUCCAGGGCCCUCACAUCCCAACUUAUAGGCUCCAGCGCCAACAUACCUCAAAGGGAACUUCAGCACAGCCCUAAAUUAGUGGAAAAGAGCCCUGAGCGUGCUGGCAAAUUAUAAUAGGGCGGCAAAUCUGGGCUAGAAGCCGGCUAUACCUGAAGGGGUCUGGUAUCCAGGUUAAGGUCAAGGUACUACAUAUCAAAUUCCUUGGUGACCUCCUUUACAGCCCAGGGGCGUUCAUGACAGUUUGCCAAGUGACUUCUAGCUUCUUUCGAAGAUGGCCGACCAAACCUCAGGUUCCUCGCCCGCAAGUCAAGAAUCCCCAGCCGCCGCCUCCCUGAGCAAGAACCGCGUCUUGCUUGCCGUCUUGGCGGUGCUGGCGCUAGCGGGGCUGGCGGCGGCGAUCGCGGUCCCCCUGGCGAACAGGGCCCGAGCGAGACGGCAGGAGGAGACGCCCAUGGAACAGGCGAGGCGGAUUCUACGGGAAGUUCCCAUGAUAGACGGCCACAACAACCUGCCUUCGCGCCUGCGCAUGGACGCCCGCCAGCUGCUCCAGACGGUUGACCUCCGGCAGGACCUCAGGGUCAUCUAUGACGUCACCGAGAACGACAUCCCGCGCCUGCGCCAAGGGCUGUCCUCUGCGCACAUGUGGGCUGCCAAGAUGACGUGUGACUCUCAGUACCGAGAUGCAGUGCGGCGCGGCUUCACACAGGUGGACCUGAUCAAGCGCAUGGUGCGGAUGUAUCCGGCGGACUUCAUGCUCGUCACGGAGGCAGACGGUAACACUCGCAUGGUGCGCAUGUAUCCUGCCGACUUCAUGCUGGUCACAGAGGCAGACGGAAUCAUGGAGGCGUUUGAACAGAACAAGAUUGGCAGCAUCAUCACGCUGGAGUCCGGCCACGCCAUCGACAGCAGCCUGGCGCUACUGCGCAUGUUCUAUGACCUCGGCGUGCGCGGAAUGACCUUGACCUGGCAGUGUUCGACUCCUUGGGCAGACUACGAUGGAGAGACGAACAACCCGAACCCUCCACAUAACGGCUUAACGGAUUUCGGAAAGCUGGUUGUCCGGGAAAUGAACCGGUUGGGGAUGAUCGUUGACCUCUCGCACGUGUCGGACAAGGUCAUGAAUGACGCACUGGACAUCAGUGAGGCACCCCUGCACUUCAGCCACUCCGGUGCGUACGCCAUCUGUAACACAACCAGGAACGUCAAGGACGACGUGCUGAUCAAAAUGAAAGAAAAGGACGGCAUCCUGAUGAUCCCGUUUAUUGACGACUUUAUCGGCUGCCGCUCCAACAGCGACACGGACAAGGUGCAGCUGAGCGAGGUCGCAGAUCACUUUGACUACGUCAGGAACCUGAUUGGUGCGGACUACCUGGGUAUCGGCUCGGGGUUCGACUGUUGCACAAGAGACCUGUUUGCUGAAGGCCUGGAGGACGCGUCCACCUACCCUAACCUUUUCGCGGAGCUGCUUCGGCGCGGCUGGACGGAGGACGAGCUGAGGAAGAUCGCGGGGCAGAACCUCAUCAGGGUCUGGAGACGGGUGGAGGCGGUGCGGGACCGUCUGGCUGCCGAGGGGAUGACGGAGAUAGAAGAGCUCAUUCCCGCAGAAGACACGGUGGACGACACGUGCCGAACUUGGGUCGACUAG
Molecule: messenger RNA, 1758 nt
Organism: Branchiostoma floridae (Florida lancelet)
Lineage: Eukaryota; Metazoa; Chordata; Leptocardii; Amphioxiformes; Branchiostomatidae
Product: dipeptidase 1-like
Exons: 12
Coding region: 385-1758 (457 amino acids)
Biological process (GO): proteolysis
Molecular function (GO): metallodipeptidase activity
Source: RefSeq, a predicted model, not a curated record